UAAGCCUGCAACCUCGCGUUCUCUAGCCAGGAACCUCUACAGCAGCGGUCUUGUCUCGCUGCUGGAGCCACGACUGCGCAACACUCGCUGACAACAGCAACACCCACCACCACAAUGUCUAGGAUAGACCAGAUCGACAGACAGGAAGCUUCGGUUCGAUCACAGCAUGGGAAACCUUAAGUGGCAGAAUUUGAAGUUUCGCGAAGAUUUUUCAUGAAAGGGGGGCAGACAAAAUUCUUAACAAAAAGGUCAACAGCUGAUGGCUCGUCCCAGUCUAGCUCCAGCCAUCCAGUAUCGAGUUUUCUUCGCAUCCAGCAAACAUCUUACGAUGAAGAAGAACAGCUCGGAUGCUGUCAACAAUGGGCAACAUGUGACCAGCCCAGCUCCCACCCCGCUCCAGAUUGCUCUCUGGAAUGGGAACUUACAGCAGAUCCGAGAAUGUCUACAGACUGGCGGCCAAACGGCGCUGGAAACGCGAGACGUCCGAGGCAACCGCGCACUACAUUUGGCGUUGAAGUUCGCUCAUCGAAACUCCAUUGCUAUCGUCAAGUCCUUGCUGGACGCUGGUGCGCGUGUUCGCUCCCGUGAUACAGAAGGCUGGAAGGCUAUUCACCACGCCGUUGUGUCGGAAAACGAAGAGAUUAUGCGGCUUCUCAUUCGCCGAGAGAAAGAACAAGCGCCUGCACUGUUGCAGAAGAAGAUCGACGACAUUUGUCCACGCCUGGCCGAAGUCCCAGACUUUUACUGUGAGAUGCACGUCGAUGUUUCCACUUGGAUUCCUGGUGUCUCUCGCUGGCUUCCGUGUGACACAGUGAGGAUCUGGAAAGCUGCCAAAGAUAUCCGCUUCGAUGUGACUUUGGUGGGUUUUGAGAAUGGCAAGUGGGACCGAGGAGACUUGUCGUUUCUACUUCUGGGCUCUGAAGGGAAGUUCCUGUGUCUGGACAACGAGGCGGAGACAUGUACCGACCUGCUGAAGCUUAACACGGAGCUGUCAGAGCUCGAUCUGGACCUGAUGGUGCACUUCUUGAUGACCACGUCAAUUGUCACGACCGAUUUCGACGCAUCUAAUGUUGCUUUCGAGAAGAAAUGCGCCUGGUUUUCUUCUGCUCCGAUGGUUCAAGACAUCGGGUGCUGGAAAGACUCGCGUGUCGUUGACAUGAUCGGUGUUGAGGCUUCUCUUCGCUAUCGUAAGCCACACAACCCAAAGCACCCGCCUCCCAAGUCGAGUGACGAGCAACCCACUGCGUCUGAUGCAGUGUCGUUGCUGACCGAAGCGACCGCAAUUGCAGACCACUAUACAGAGGUGUUGGUCGAUCCCAAGUCAAACCACAUUGUGUCGCUGGAGCUUGCGAAGGACGAGGAAGUGACGUGGAAAUUCUCAACUGAGAAGCGCGACAUCAACUUCGGAGUUCGCUUUCUCAAGGAGAACAACGGAGACGAGUGGAACGAAAUCGUGCCUCUGCAACGCACUCAGGCCCAUUUGAAGGAGCAGACCGGUUCAUUCAAAGCUACCAGCACUGGCACGCUUGUUGUCACUUGGGAUAACUCAUACUCUGUAAUUCGGCCGAAAAGGCUGAGGUUUUCUAUCAGUCCCGUAGGAGAAAGAGACUCCACUGGAAAUGACGACUGGGGAUCGCACACAAGAGUCAAGGAAGAGGAAAUGACAUUCGAAGACUGGUUCGGAGUGUCGAUUGAGAGCUUGCCCGCGUCGUUGUAUGAUCUACACCCACGUCGCUGCAUAAUGGUGCAUACUCAGCCUUCAUGCCACAAAAUUACCAAGUCGUUCCCUGCUACUGUCUACAUGAGCGACCAAUUCCCUCUCAGCGUGUUGGAGUUCCUCCCAGUGAUCGAGGUACUCUCGAAAACCACGAGCGCAUUUGAGAGCGUGCAGGAGUUCUUCUUAGCGGUACGAUGCUGACAUUUGCAAACUGAUUAAUCUAAUGCUGACCCUGUCUGCACGGAUGUUGGCAUGCAUGUUAUGAAGGCGCUAACGGACGGAUUUCCGGUGCAGUUUUGCUUUCCCUUGGUGCCCUCAGUAUCUGCUACCUUCCGCUUUGAUCGCAUGGAGCUGCAAACUCCAGACCGUCGCAAGUUCACGGUCCCCAACAACUACUCCAUGCACGCCGAAGACAUGCUGUCGCCGCGCACACACCAAGUGAUGCUGCAGCGUGUGACGGCAACUUAAUCCGCGUCUCCGCAGUACGGGCGUUUUACCGUUCAGCAACAAGAGACUCUCACAAAAAUAUCAUGCCAUUGCUUCGCCAUCACCAUCGCGGUAGAAAUCAAUGUAGCACCAAGACAAUCAUGGUUUUACUUAUCUGUCGGUGUCAGUUCAGCCUCGGGUGUUCGCAGUCUGCGAAUCGCAGAGCGAAAUGGAAAGUGAAAACGAACUUUGAUGCGUGGAUACGUGUAAUUCAAUUGCGCACUGCAAACGAUUUGCCCUAGUGCAACCACUGAUCUAUGAUGAUGAAGUUGAUCAUUGGAGAGUUUGCUUAGCAAAGCCUCUUCUAGUCCAAGAGAGGCCAGGAGGCCUGAAGCAACAUGUACCGUGAAAGCGACGUCGGGAUCAAGUUGCAAUAUUGGUGCAGUAUGGACUGGUCGGUGUGACGUUCCAGCAAUCUAAUCCCGAUCUCUAUACGUGAUAGUCCGCUGACGAAAUCGUGAUUCACGAUUCGUGAAUUCGUCGACAAGCUCGCAGAUCAUUGAUGAAACCUUAUUGCUGGCCUGCAUUCGCAUGACGUCUUCUUUCAGGCUCGCCUCCAUCAGAGUCUCUUUGCAUUGCUCACUCACUCCUGAUGAUGGAGGUACAUCAUUGUUGCGUGGCAGAUGUGGUCCACAUUAAAAUAACGCAAUACAAAAUUCUAGUUCAAGGACCCGGUUGUGGUAAUCUGGCAACUUGAAGUGGAAGCA
Molecule: messenger RNA, 2910 nt
Organism: Phytophthora nicotianae INRA-310
Lineage: Eukaryota; Oomycota; Peronosporomycetes; Peronosporales; Peronosporaceae
Exons: 7
Coding region: 260-1918 (552 amino acids)
Cellular component (GO): cytoplasm
Molecular function (GO): protein binding
Source: RefSeq, a predicted model, not a curated record